AUGGCCGCCACAACCGAUGCACUGCAAACGGCACAAACGGGUGUCGAAGUGCGAUUAGAUGAACGGAAAAUGUACGUGGCCGAGUGGGCGGACGGCGCAGCCUUUGGCUUUACUGUUACGCCCGUUCAGUCGGAUAGGGGCACAGUCUUAUGUCUAGCACGUCGUACUUCGAGUACUGGAUUACAAGACGUUGUACCAGGUGACAUGUUGAUUGCAAUUGGAGAUACAAAAGUGUACCAUUUGGGUGCUGGAAAUGCCACGAAAUUAUUGCGGUCGGUACAGAAGCCUAUACAUUUGACAUUGCAAGUAUCUCCCUAUAAUGACACGGCGAAAGAUUUACCCAAUCUUGCACCAAAUGAGUACACGUACUUAUGGGAAUCGGGUCCUUUAGGUAUUGUACUUACCACAGAUCCAAAGAGUAAAUUACCACUUGUGAAGCGAUUUACUGGCAAGAUCGAGAAUGAAACACUGGAACGAGACGUGAGUGUGGGUGAUGAACUUGUUUAUGUCAAUGAAACACCAACAAGUGAUCAUUCAAUUAGUGCAAUUAUUACAUUUAUCAAAGAGUUACCAAAACCGAUUACAUUACGUUUUCGAAAACCUUUGGCUGAGUUACACAUGGAGUUACCCGAACUUAAGGAAGGAGAGUACGAUUUUUUAUGGGAAUAUGGAUCGUUAGGACUUGUUGUUGGUACUUCUGCAGAAGGAUUGCCAUUUGUACGAUCAUUUACGGGGAAAGGCACGUCAAAACAAUUAUCACAAGUACAAGAGAAUGAUGAGAUUAUUCUUGUGAAUAAUCGAGCAGCUCAAGAGUAUGGAUUUCAUGAAACGAUGCAGUAUAUCAUGAAUGUCCCAAAACCAGCAGUUAUUCGAUUUCGUCGACCUCUUGCAAAUCGUAUUAAAGUUGAUACUUCUCAAGAGAUUGUAUCAAGAUCUUCAAUGCCAAAUGCUCAGAUGGCUGCACUUAGUGUAACAGCUUCACCUCCUCCAAUGCGUUCAAUGAGUGCUGCAAGUGGCUCACCAUCCGUACAAAAGUAUAGUGUCAAUUCAACUGAUCAGGAGGCUACGAAUGGAUUAUUAGGGUAUCGAAGUGGACGAAGUCAAAGUUCAAUAUCAACAUUACGUCGUCAACAAUCGAGCAAAUUGCAGUUUUCUGGAAGUGAAGAUUUGACAAAUAGUCAAGUGGUGUCUAACCACCAAGUCGAAGACCAAGGAUAUUCACUUCCACCACAAUCUGUACCACAACCACAGCAGAUGCAACACUCAUCACUUCAACAAUCGUAUCAAGAACCUUCGAGCUCAUUUCAUACGGAUGUGGAAUAUUUUGAAAUUGAUUCAAAUGCGUAUUAUCAAAUCCAAUGGACUGAUGGACCCUUUGGUUUGACUGUUCGAGAGGCUCAAUCAAAACAAGGACCUUUAGUGCUCAUUACAAAACGUACAGGAAAAGCAACAUGUGCUGGAUUACGACGUGUAGCUGUGGGAGAUAUUCUAAUCAAGAUUGGCGACCAAGAUGUUCGUGAAUUGGGCUUUGAACGAUCGACUUUGUACUUACGUAAUGUACCUAAGCCGAUUGUGCUAACAUUUCAAGCAAUUGAUUAG
Messenger RNA from Plasmopara halstedii, 1599 nucleotides. RefSeq names its product PDZ domain. The transcript has a single exon. The record is from RefSeq and is a predicted model, not a curated record. The coding region runs from base 1 to 1599 and encodes 532 amino acids. Lineage: Eukaryota; Oomycota; Peronosporomycetes; Peronosporales; Peronosporaceae. Gene Ontology annotation, molecular function: protein binding.